Wyeomyia smithii (pitcher-plant mosquito) is the source of this 2828-nucleotide messenger RNA. RefSeq names its product proton-coupled amino acid transporter-like protein CG1139. The record is from RefSeq and is a predicted model, not a curated record. NCBI's taxonomy places the organism in Eukaryota, Metazoa, Arthropoda, Insecta, Diptera, Culicidae. Gene Ontology annotation, molecular function: amino acid transmembrane transporter activity. Gene Ontology annotation, biological process: amino acid transmembrane transport. Bases 903 to 2330 code for a protein of 475 amino acids. The transcript is spliced from 8 exons. Gene Ontology annotation, cellular component: vacuolar membrane.
AAUCCGAAUCAUACCGUCAGUCGACAAAGUGCAGUCGACCAGAUCAGACCGACGCCAAACUGAUCGUGAUCAGCUGUUUGUCGCAGAACCACAACUGCACACAGGGACUGCUCGGAGCUAAAACGGCGCGCAGAUUUUGGCUAUUUAUCGCAGUUUUAGGAUCGGUCAGCUGUACCCACAGACAGACUAGUAGUGGUAACGCGUUAGAGAACACUCGUAGGCAAUAGUAAUAGUAAUAACUGAAUUAGUUUUCGGCUUGUUGUGUUGUCGUUGCCGUUUGGCGUUGGCAGUUUGCGAGUUCUGAAAGAUCAGUUCUGUGCCAGGAGCUUCGCGCGUUUCAAUCCUUUGCUGUAUCAGUUGAGAAUAGAUCGUGGAUGCAUUCGGUUCAGCGUUCUGGACAGGUGAAGGGUAUUUUUUCUGAAGAAUUGACGUGAUGUUGAGAAGAAGGUAUUGAAGGUUCAUAUCUGGUAUUGGUCGAAGUCUUCAAUACGAUCUUUUGUGCGAUCGGAUCAUACACUAGGUUUAGCGCAACUUCCAGAACCAAACAAUAGAAACUGUUUUGAAAACAGUGCUCUGUUUCUAAAUCGUGACACUCAAGGCGAAUGUCAGAGCUGCUAUUGUGCGACCUGCUACGGUGUGUUUAGAAUCAGCUGUGCGAACCUAAUAGGGCGACGGAGGCGACCCUCGUGUAAGUCGACCGUGUAAUAUUCGUGCCUUGUGCCUACCUACCUGUCGUGGUCUACCGCAGUGCACGAUCAGUGCAUUGAAACGUGCGGAGUACCGGCUGCCUGCGCUACUGUGAAGCGGCAGUCUCCUGUUGAUACGGGCGUAUCCGUUGUCGCAUCGGGGGUGAAUUUCGAUCAACGACUGAAGCAGCCAAGUCCCAAGUCUGGCUAACCACGAUGACGGUGGAUAAGGGGCAUAGUAAUACGGCGUUCGUGGGAGAUGACGAGGUGAACAGUAAAAAAUCUGUCCACGGAAAGAAUAUUAGCAGCAACAGUUAUGUGCUGGAAAUCCAGGAAAAGAAACCAGGUCUCGAGACAGACUACAAUCCGUACGAACACCGACAUGUUGAGCAUCCUACGACGAACAACGAAACGCUAAUCCACCUGCUGAAGGGUUCGCUGGGAACGGGAAUCCUUGCGAUGCCAAAUGCUUUCCACCAUGCCGGUUGGCUGGUCGGUGGUGUAGGUACACUGCUAAUCGGUAUCCUAUGCACGUAUUGCAUCCAUCUGUUGAUCAAAGCCGAGUACGAACUGUGCCGGCGGAAACGAGUUCCUAGCCUUAACUAUCCUGCCGUGACGCAAACUGCUCUACUGGAAGGACCGGAUGCGUUAAAACCACUGGCCAAUAUUAUUGUGCAUAUUAUUAACGUGUUUCUGCUGAUCUACCAACUGGGCACGUGCUGUGUGUAUGUGGUGUUCGUGGCGUCCAAUAUCAAAGCCAUCGCUGAUUAUUACACCGAGAGUGACACUGAUGUACGACUAUACAUGUUGAUCAUCCUGCUGCCCUUGAUCUUGAUCAACUGGGUUCGAAAUCUAAAAUUUUUGGCACCGUUUUCAACGCUGGCGAACGGCAUCACGAUGGUCUCCUUCGCCAUCAUUCUGUACUACAUCUUCCGCGAGCCGGUCUCCUUCGAGGGGCGCGAAGCCGUCGGCAAUGUGGCAGAGUUCCCGCUCUUUUUCGGCACGGUUCUGUUUGCUCUGGAAGCGAUCGGUGUGAUUCUACCACUGGAAAAUGAAAUGAAAACACCGAAAAAGUUUGGUGGUAAUUUCGGAGUGCUCAAUAAAGCUAUGGUGCUAAUUGUCUUCCUCUACAUUGGAAUGGGAUUCUUUGGAUAUUUAAACUACGGACCGGACUCGAAAGGAUCGAUUACCCUCAACCUACCAGAGCAGGAAAUUUUGGCCCAGUGUGUGAAAGGAAUGUUGGCAUUUGCCAUUUAUAUCACGCACGGAUUGGCUUGCUACGUGGCCAUUGACAUCACGUGGAAUGAUUAUCUGAAAAAGCAAUAUGGAGAUUCGCCUCGCCGCAUCUUUUUCGAAUACGUUGUUCGCACCGUUUUGGUUUUGAUCACAUUCCUGUUGGCAGUUGCUAUUCCUAAUCUCGAGUUAUUUAUCUCCCUGUUCGGAGCUCUCUGUCUGUCGGCGUUGGGAAUAGCCUUUCCCGCCCUGAUCCAGACCUGUACCUACUGGCACGAAAGACAUGGAUUACAGAAAGUGUGGAUGAUUACUAAAAAUACUAUUAUUGGUGUUAUAGCCAUCUUCGGGUUAGUCGUAGGAACAAGCACCAGUCUGAAGGAAAUCAUUCACACUUUCGGCGAUCAUGACUAAAGAUCUCAGUUGAAGGUAGUGUCCCAAGGGGAUAAAGUGAGGUAUCCGUUAUUUUAAGUGAAAAGUGAUUUCAGACGCACGUUUGACGUAAGCGAGUAUUAUUUAUCGUUAAAAGUUGUAGAGAUGCAAAAAUAGUUCUGUACAUUCGUUGGAUAAACAACUAUUAGGACAUAGACGGCAACGAAUCGAAAACAUUCUUUGUAUCUCGACGGCAAACCUUGAUCGCAUUCCUGAGUGGUUUAAUUGUAGAAAGAUAAGUUAACUGAAAAUAUUUGUAAUUUAUGGCGGUAUUAUGAGAUCCCACAGCGAAUACUUUAUUAAUGUCAAAAAAAAUUAAAAGAAUAAUUUGAAAUUGCAUCGAUAGAGUGAUAUUCUGACAGUGUGCCAAUUUUUUCUAAGCCAUAACUAAAGGUAGAAUGUUUCAAAAAAUUUCUCAAGCAUUUUAACACAUUUUUGAUGCAAAAGAUGAUUCAAUAAAAUUAUUAUAUGAUGAUGUUA